Messenger RNA from Pseudopodoces humilis (Tibetan ground-tit), 5870 nucleotides. It is a transcript of the gene NOD1, whose product is annotated as nucleotide binding oligomerization domain containing 1. Gene Ontology annotation, molecular function: protein binding. Lineage: Eukaryota; Metazoa; Chordata; Aves; Passeriformes; Paridae. Gene Ontology annotation, biological process: regulation of apoptotic process. The record is from RefSeq and is a predicted model, not a curated record.
GGUUUAUGAUUGCCACACUUGCUGCUGCUUCUCAUAUCGCUUCAAUCCCCAUCAACAUUUCAUUUGGCCAAGACCCUGUCUUACCUUUCUUCUUGGUGGGUAAGUGGGCUUGGUGAUAUGAAGGACAGAUUUCUUGUUUGCCUGAAGUUAAAUCCAAGCUGACCUGUCACUACAAAUGGACAGUUUUUCAAAGAUGAGGCUUGGUGGAACAGCUUCUUGGUAUCUCAACUAUGGAAGGCCAACUUCGUGCUAAUGUGGACAUUUCUGUGAAAAAACCUCCAGGAGCAAGCCCUCAGUCUUUCAUUGCUUUGCUGAAGGUUCACCGAGAGCUUCUGGUCAGCAGGAUCCGAAACACGCAGUGUUUGAUUGAUAACUUGAUUAAGAAUGACUACUUCUCCACUGAAGAUGCAGAGAUUGUUGUCCAGUUUCCCACUCAAGCAGAUAAGGUUCGCAAAAUUCUAGACUUGGUUCAAAGCAAGGGAGAAGAAGUUUCGGAAUAUUUCGUCUUUGUCCUGCAGAAAGUCACCGAUGCUUACUAUGAACUUCAGCCUUGGCUGGAGGAAAUAGGUUACGAGCCUUCAGAGAGUAUUUGUAGUAAACCUGUGGUAAAUACAGAUCCAGUUAGCAGGUAUUGCCAGAAACUCAGACAUGAGCUGGGAUGGGACUCCAAGUUUGUUAUGUUGUAUGCUCAGAAGGAGGAGAUGGUCCUUGAAGAAAUCUACUCCAACAGUAUUAUGGAGCUGGUCAGUUUUACCAAUGAGAGUCUUGGCCAGGUGGGUCAAUUAGAAGCCCUUUUUGAUGAUGCAACUGGGCUAAUUAAUGAAGAUGGAGAGACUAUUUAUGUCUAUGGUGAUGCAGGAAUUGGAAAAUCCAUCUUGCUGCAAAAGAUACAAAGCCUUUGGGCCAGAAAGGAAUUGGACAUAGGGGCCAAGUUUUUCUUCCGUUUUCGGUGUAGGAUGUUUAGCUGCUUCAAGGAAGAUGAAGUCAUAUGUUUGAAAGAUCUGCUCUUCAAGUAUAAUUGCUACCCAGACCAGGACCCCACAGAAGUGUUCCAUUACAUCUUGCAGUUCCCUCAUACAGUUCUUUUCACUUUUGAUGGCUUUGAUGAGAUCUGUUCCAACUUUGAUCUCAGCAGCGUACCUGAGAUAUGCUCACCCAAUGAACCCAUCCACCCCCUGGCGCUGCUUGUAAGCCUUCUCAGAGGAAAGCUUCUUAAGGGAUCCAAGAAAAUUCUUACUGCCAGGACAGGAACUGAGAUCCAAAAAAACAUCAUUAGGAAGAAGGUGUUGCUCCGUGGUUUCUCCAGGAAUAACCUGAAGGAAUACACAGCUAUGUUUUUCAAAGAUGAGCGGCAACGAGCACUGGUAUCAAACCAGCUGGAAGCUAACCCAAAUCUCUGCAGUUUGUGUUCAGUGCCUUUAUUUUGCUGGAUUAUCUUCAAAUGCUUUGAGCACUUCCACUCCAUGUUUGACAGCCACGAGCUUCCAGACAGUUCAGUUACAUUAACAGAUGUAUUUCUGCUCAUGAUUGAAGUCCACCUGAACCGAUCUGUGAAAACAAGUUUGCUGAAGAACAAUAUCAGGAGUCAAGCAGAGAUGUUCAGAACAAGAAAGGAAAGUCUUCUAGCUUUGGGUAAAAUGGCAUACAAAGGGAUGGAGAACUCUUCCUUUAUCUUUGAGCAGGAGGAAGUCUCAUCAGCAAACAUCUCUGAAGAAGAUUUGCAAUUGGGCUUUCUCAGGAUAGUUAAAUGUUACAGUGGCUGUGACAGUCAGGCCACUUAUGAGUUCUUGCACUUAACCCUUCAGUCUUUUUUCACAGCUUUGUUCUUGGUUAUGGAGGAGAAGGUGGGUACCAAGGAGUUACUUGAGUUUUUCAAUGAAUGUUCUUCCAUGGAGACUGCCCAGCCUACUUGCCUUCGUAUCCCCUGGCUGAAGAAACAACUAGCAGGGGAGGAUCCUUUCCAAAAUAAAGAACACUUUAAUUUUACCAACAUGUUUCUUUGUGGCCUACUUUCUGGAUCCAAGCAGAAGCUCUUCAGACAUUUAGUUUCACCUGCGGUCAUUAAGAGGAAGAGAAAAACACUCAUCACAUACCUUGGGGAGAGCAUGAAAUCCCAUCUGAAAGGCUACACUCGGUCCAGGCUUAAAAGCUACAACCAGGUGCAGGUGCAGCCCAACUUUGUGUGGAUGCUGAGGUGCCUGUAUGAGACGCAGAGUGAGAAGGUGGGGAGGAUGGCAGCCCGCCGCAUGCACGCCAACUACAUCAAGCUGGCCUACUGCAACGCCUGCUCUGCCGACUGCAGCGCCAUCUCCUUUGUUGUGCACCACUUCCAAAAGCACCUGGCUCUGGAUUUGGACAACAACAACAUCAAUGACUAUGGAAUAAAACAGCUGCAGCCUUGUUUCAGCAAGCUUGCAGUGAUCAGGCUCAGUGUAAAUCAGGUCACAGAUCAUGGCGUAAGGAUCUUGUAUGAAGAACUCUCCAAGUACCAAAUUGUGUCUUUCUUGGGCUUAUACAACAACCAAAUCACUGAUGUUGGAGCCAAAUAUGUUGCAAAACUAAUUGAAGAGUGUUCAAGCCUUGAAUAUGUAAAAAUAGGAGCAAACAAAAUAACGAGUGAAGGAGGGAAGUGCCUUGCCCAGGCCAUCCAGAAGAGCAAGACAAUGUUUGAAAUUGGGAUGUGGGGUAAUCAAGUUGGAGACGAAGGAGCAAAGGCAUUUGCAGAGGCCCUGAGGAACCACCCCAAGUUAACAAACGUGAGUCUCGCAUUCAAUGGCAUCACGACAGAGGGAGGCAAAAGAAUUGCUGAAGCCAUGCAACACAACAACUCUGUGAGGAUAUUCUGGUUGACUAAAAACGAGCUGGAUGAUGAGGCAGCAAUGAGUUUUGCAGAGAUGCUGAAGGUCAACAAGAAACUGGUGCAUUUAUGGCUUAUCCAGAAUCAAAUUACAGCCAAAGGGGUGAAGUGCCUCAGCGAAGCUCUCAAGGAGAACACAACUAUUCAAGAAAUCUGCUUGAACGGGAACCUGAUAAGCCAAGAAGAGGCCAAAGUUUUUGAAAAUGAAGAGCGGAUCAUUUGCUUUUGAAUGAGGACUUUCCCAUUUUGCCAAGCUGGUGUUAACAAAGGUUACUCCUACAUUUGGACUGCAGAGUUUAUAAAGGCAUAAAUCUACAGUGCUUGUGGCAGGAGAGAGAUACACAGUGAGCUGCCUUUUUAUGAACACACUGCAUUCCCUCAGCUCCAUCCCUUACCCUGCCCAUUAUUCUUAAUCCUUUUGGUGAGUGGGAAGUUGCCUGGGUAAAUAAUUAAUGUUUGUUUGGUGCUUUGAAGAUGAAAUGCAAAGUGUUAAUAGACUAAAUCCACUGGCAGGUGUAUGCAUUUUGAUAACUGAGUUUAGAUCUAUUCUGUACAGUGAUGUAAAUAAUCUCUUAUUUAUAUAUGUAAAUAAAGACACACAAGUGUCUUUAUCAAUAUAAAAAAAAAAAACAAAAAAAAACCCCAUAUGUAAGAAAGGGUGCAAGAUGCACAAACUCCACCAGCUCUGAGCUCUGCCUCAGAACUGAAAAUUAAUAUAUACACAGCUUUACCAGAAAUGGUAUCUAUAGUAGUUGCUUGGUGUCAGUGUUUUGAACAUUAAUGCCUUCAUCCUGCCUAGAAAUCAGAUCCCUAUUUCUCUACUGACUACAGGCAGCAUUGUAGACACUGCUUUUUUGUUGUUGGUGGUUUUUUUUUUAGAUGGGUAGAAAUGGAUGCAUCAGGCUCAGAUUACUUUCAGUAAUUUUUUUUCCCAUAUCGAAGCCAAUCCAUUUUCUUUCAUGCAACCAGAAGUCCUUCCUGCCACCACUGUAAAACCAUAACACAGGCAGUAAACCACUUCUGCUUCAAAUUUCCAGAGGGCUGCAUAGAAACAGCUGCCUCCUGUUUCCACCGUGUUUGUUCUGGGGAGGGGGUCUGGAGAGAAAUGUGAACAAUUAAUUAGCAGGCUGUUCAUUGUCUUGGCUCCUGGCCUGGGCACCGUGCUGGUGGCACUACCCAGCAUCAGUGGGGAGAAAGGACGAUUGAAAAUCAGCUGCAUCAAGUAGAAAUCCCUUCUCCCAGCAACAGGCAAGCACACAGGAGGAUUGAGAUUGGCUUGGAAAGCUUUUAUGCUUGAAUCAGUGGACAGAGCAAGGCAAGGGGCAGCAGUAAUAAUAAGGACCAGCAAGAAAACAUGAUCUUCCCCUAAAUUAUUAUUGUUUAGGAAGUGUAACUUUAGAGGCUUUAAAAGAAACCAGUUAGCAAAGGAGUGGGGUAUUUGAUUAUUUUUUGUGGGAGCUUUAUAAACUCAAACUCUACCCCGCAGUGUAGGAGGUAGUUUGAGUUUAUAAACCUAAAAUAGAAGUGUGAGCCAUUUUCCUUCCUUCUCCCAUGCUACCAUCCCCCCCCACUCAAACUCUGAGAAACAAUUCUCCAGUUGCUGACUAACCCACAAAACCUUGGUAGGUUGGAAGAAGAAUCUUCAGUUUAAGUGCCAAAGUAGUGAACCCUUACCUUCCCAUCUCCCAAAUCUGCCCCAUGAAGCAAAGAAAAUGCUUGCUUUGCAGGUCUGAGCUUCUCCAUUUCCCAUGUGGUAGCAAACCUUUCCCAGCCCUCAAUUCUGUCUACUCCCUUCAGCUCCCCAACACAUUUUAAAAUGCUCACAAGGGUUUCUCACAAAACCUGCAGUUAUAAAGGAAAAAAUGAGAAAAAAACCCAACUUAGUUAUUUUUCAAUGGCUUUUCCUCUGUGCCUGUGGUAUCAACACUGAUUUUUCACAGGGAGACAGAUGAGGUUUUUCAACCAUGCCAGAGGGAACUCGGCUAACGUGAAUGAUUUCUGCACCUGAGCCAUUUGUUUACUGAAGCAAAAGGGCACACAGUUACAGAUGAACUGGAUUUCAAUUGCCAAAACAUCUGCCAAAGCAAAGCCUUUUAAAGACUUCUCAGUGACUUUAACAAAUCAGAGACUCAUGCACCUUGUCAAAGUGUGUUUUCCCAGCCUACUCUGAUGGAAGGGAGAAGAUACUGGUGUAAGGAAGGGCCUUCACCAGAGGUGUCAUUUGCCUGUGUUUGAGGAAGUGUGCUCCUACUUUGCUCUAAUCACAGAAUUACUUACCAGGUAGAAAACAUGUUUAAAACUACAGUUCCUGUCUUCAUUUCACUAACUGACUAAAAGAGCUUCCCCCAAGCUUUCCAGUGUGGUCACAUCUGCCCCUUUUUUGGGCUAGAGCAGCCUUUGGCAUUGUUCAUAGUGACAAGCUCAGCCCUGUUGCAAAUCUUGUUCCAUACCUGGCUGUUACAAGCUGGGCAUCCAGGGGAUGUUUUCAGGGACAGUAGCAUUUACAGGGCUACAGCAGCAUUUACAGGUCUGCAGCAGCUAAAUGCAGCCUCAGGGUAAGUGGUGGCAGGAUCAAGCCCAGCUGCAUGUAGGACAGAGCUAGGCACUGAUUACAGUGCCAGAGACAGAGCCAGUCACAGCCACUUCUUCCAGAGGUGAUUCUGGGCAGCAGACGGUUGUUUGGACUGGGCUGAAGGUCUGAGCACAGCUCACUCUGGGUUUGACAGAACCAAGGGGUUUCAUAGCAUCCUGCUCCCAGCUCAGCCAGAGCAGGGUGUCUGCUUCUCAGAGCACAUCGCAGCUCUGGGAGUCAUGCUGGGCAAACUGGUUGCUGCUCUGGGAGCAGCCAGACAUCCCUUGUUUAUCUGCACAGCGUUUCUGGCCUCUUCGUAAGGGGCAUUGGAGCCCUCACUUCUGCAGCUUGCAGUGAGAGCCUUGUUUACUCAGAGACAACUGUAACUUUUUUAAGACUUGUUUGUAAUUUGCUGAAGCCUUCUGUGUACACAGCGUCAUG